Molecule: messenger RNA, 3006 nt
Organism: Pomacea canaliculata
Lineage: Eukaryota; Metazoa; Mollusca; Gastropoda; Architaenioglossa; Ampullariidae
Exons: 20
Coding region: 20-2146 (708 amino acids)
Source: RefSeq, a predicted model, not a curated record
UUCACUAGUUGUUGACAUCAUGGCGGGUUCAAUGAGUUUUCCAAAGUGGUUAUUGGGUUGUAAGGAUGAUGUAAUCCAGACAAAGGAAUGGAACACCUUUUUGCACGAGCUCAAUGAUGCCAUACAACAGCAGCUGAAUCAAAAUCAUGUCCAGUACUUUACAGACCUCUCUGAUGCUGAAAAAGAGUUGUUUAUGCAACGUGCUACAAAAGCUAUUGAAGGGGGUGCUGCUUUCAAAGCUAUGUUUGGCAAAGUGUCAAUGCUUAUGGACCAACAUCUGAAUGAGGAUGUUGCCAGGCAGCUGAUGGAAGAUUCCCCACUUGACACUAAAACAGAUCUUGUUAUUGAAGGUGCCGAAGAAGGAGUAAUAAGCCUACUCAAGAAAUGGCCAGAGAUGAAAUCUAAGCUACACGUUUGUUUUAAUCAGCCUCUAGCCCCUCCCAUUCGCCAGCUGGCAUGGAAACUCUUCCUUGCAAACCCUAAAGCUCGCAAGACAUACAUUGAUCUUCUAAAUGGAAAUCCUCGCAGUGCCAUCUCACCACUAGACCUGGAGAUCUCACAGAAAUGUGAGCAGCUGCUGAUUUCAGAGCCGACUUGUUUUGAGUUGAAAGGGUCUGUUGGGGCAUUUUAUGGAAUGAAGGCUGUUUUGUCAUAUCACCAUGCCAUUCAGCAUUCCAGUAGUCGCUUGCGAGACACAGACUACAUGUUGGUCGUACCUUUUGUAUAUGUGCAGACUCCUCACAUUUCAAGGAGGGAACCAGCUCCUGGAAAUGUAGUGGCCCUGAUGGUGGAGGAGUUCUUGACGUUUAUGGACACUCGCCCAGGCUUUAUGCUAGAUACAGGCUUAGAGGCACACACAGAGGAACUGCGAGGUUUUGCUCAACGUGUUGGCUCUGUUCUGCAGCAGCACUACUCAGACAUUGCUAAGGCAGUGUCUGAUGCCUAUCUUCCUGCCAGAGAAAAAAUUGUGGCAACAGAGAGUGGGUCCAACGUUCUGCUAAAGGAAGGGCUAAUGGAACUGAUUCGACCUGUUACACGUUCCAUGUUUGUUGGUUACCUGAAGCUGGAUACCCUGAUGUACGUGUGGGACAAUUACAUCAUCGGUCUUGAUGUACCAGGCUUUGGCAGUGAGUGGUUGGCCAUCAUUAUGGCAACACUUCUUGGGCUAUUGCAAGAUAAAUUGAAGAGUUCUAAAUCACCAGCAGCAAUGGAGAGCGUUCUUCGUAGAGAGUGUCCUCUGUUAACAGUCCCUCAGUUCCAGUACCAGGUGAAUCGUUACCAUCAUCGUGACUUGUACAACUUGCUGAUGUCAGAUCAAAAAGCAGCAAUACCAGUCCUUGAUCCAACACAAGCGAUUCACCCGCCCUGGAGACACUGGUACAAUGACCUGAUCCCACCAUACACCAAACCCCAUGACAGGCGACGAGCACGAGAAGAGAGAGAACUUGAGAGAGAAAGAAUUCUUCAGCAAAAGAGAGAAGCAGAUCUACUGCAGAAAGCAAAAAGUGACAGAGAACGAAAAGAGGAAGAAGAGCAUGUGAAGGCGAUGGCAGCUGAGCGUGGUCGUCUCCAACAAGAGAGGCAAGACCUGGAGCAACAGCUGCUGGCGGAGAGGCAACAGCGCCUGGAUGCAGAGCGACGAGCUCAGGAACAGAUUGACAUGUUGAGACGGGAAAUUGAGACUCUUCGCCAAAAGCCAAAAUCACCAGCACCUUCCAUAUACAGUGUAAGCUCCUAUAUCAGUCGGGUUCUUAUUCCACCCCCACCUACACCUGCCUCUGGUUCCCAUCAACUUCCCACCAUCCCUGAGACCCCUGUCCAUACCCCUUCAAGACAGCCGACGCCUGAAGACCAAACAGAGAGCACCAUCAUGGACUUUCUGGAGCGAAUACGGCAAAGUAUGGACUACAUUGCCCAUAGUGAUGGUCUAGACAAGCAAACACUAGACACUGAGUCGGAGGGCUUCAUACAGCAGAACGUGCAGGACCUCAAACAGGCACAGGUGGAGGUAUUUGGGCACAAGCUGCGGCCCGGGGAGUUUGAAACCAUGGGAACGCUGCAGCAGCAGGAGGCCAGUGACAAGAUGAUGCAGUUGAUUCAGAAGUGGCGGGAGGAGAGGCGGGCACGUGAGCUGGCAGCCAAAUAAACCCUGCACUUGACAGAACAUGGAAUGACUGCAAUUUUUAGCUAGACAGAACGUGUAGAGAGACCAUAGAAUAACCGAAAUAUUUGUUUAGAAAAGAUGUAAAUGUAGACUGUCAUCAUCAUCGUCAUUGUCACCAUCAUCAACAGCAGUUGCAGUGAUAGCAACACCAUCUUGAGUAUAUCGCUAUGCACGCGUACAUAUGCAUGUCACUCACCGAGUCACUCCACCUUUGACUGGUAGCCAUCACUAGGUGGCAGCACUUGGUUACAUGCAGCAGCUGACAAGGCCCGCCACUCUUGCCUGUCUUGGGUGACAGCGAGCAGGUCCUCCACAGGACGUCCAGUCCACUCCUUGAUGCUGGUAAGUCAGUUCUUCCUCUGACCACCGAGGCGCCGACUACCCUCCCAGGUGCCUUGAAGAACAGUCUUCGACAGGGUGGUGUGCGGGUCACAUGGCUGGCCAGCUUACGUCCCUUGACUGUUCUAAAAGGAGGUUCCUGGUGUCUGUGAGUGUGUUGACCAUGCUGCGCACAAAGUCAUUGCACUUUCAGUCUGCGUACUGCUGGUUUGACUGGCAGGCCUACAGGUUCUCUGGGUCUAGUCUGAUUGCUUUGAAGGAUGUUGUACAGGUCUUUGCAAUAUUUAAUCCAUGUGGAGUACAGCAGUGCUUUCUGGGAGAAGGCAACCAUUGCUGUCUAUAAUAUGUAUAUAAAGGUAAAUGUAUUUAAAUAUUUCAUAUUCUUAUGCUUAGAUCGAUGUAGGCAACAUUCCUGCACAUAUGGCUCGUAAUGUUUGUGGCGAUAUUUUAUAUUAAACUGUGCAUCACUGACUGAUGUGAAUGGAGAGUUGUGAAAAACAAAA